CUUGGUCUGCAUGCGCAUAGAUACUGUUGGUACCAUGUUAAAAGAAGAGCUAUUUUUAUCAAGCUGUAGGUUACUGGCACUAGAAUUGUUUUGUUACGUUCUGAUCCGUAUCGACCUUCCACACUCACUUGAAUUCUUUCAUUACAGCAAUUCGUAACGGACCAACUCCUUCUUUCUAAUUUCCCUCGUUUUCGAUCUACUAGAAGUAGUUGUUGAUUCUAGCUUCUAAGAGUACUAAAAAGUACUUCAACUAAUCGUUUGAUGGUUGGUUUUACGAGCGGAAUUUCCCGAUAAUGUGGAGUACCACAACAGAUCCGACAAAGGAAAGACUGGCGAUCAAAACAGUGGUGGGUCCAAUUUGAAGACCGGGGGAGUCAUCGGUGUAGAAUUGAAGAAUGUUGUUACCGCCCCCAGCAGGUCGGCCUCCGCCACCGCCUCCGGCUCGUGCUGCUGCGCGUCUUUGGGUUGCCUGUUGUGUAGGUUACGAUGGGGCGAGAUAGGGUGUGACGAAAAAGAUAACGUGUGAGAAAUUUUAUUGUCAAAAAGGAGACUGCCGUCAAUAGCUGUUGUGUAGUACAGCAGUGGCAUCGAUUCAUAAGCACGUGAUGGGAGAAAGCUUUGCGAAGCGCCAUAUCACUUGAUCCGUGAAAAAUCGUCGAUACUGGUAAACGAAGAUAAUGGACUGUGGCUCGCAGAGAAUCUUCGAUAACACAGUUGUGUGCGGAGAAAGUGGGAGGUGAUCAGGCGCUACAGACCGAUUUGGAAACGGACUGUUCUAUGGCAUUUCACUCGUUGAACUCAUAAGCUUUGUUUCAGUAGAACCAAUGGUAUCUUUGAUUCAGUGAGUUUGCUGUUAUCUUUGUCUGUUCAAAGACAUGGUGGUUAAGUCAGAUGAAUGGAUUUUUAACCUGUACGUCGGUAAUUGCGAGAACCAUUAAGCCUAUUCGAUGGAAGGAUUUUGGUACUGUCGUUAUCGAACUUAUCCCUGACCUAAACGAAGCGCGGCAGGCAUUGCAAAUCCGGAUCCAACUGUAUGCCAAGAAAGUUCCAACGAUGUGGUCCAGGUUUCCUCUCUCGUCGCUCCCACCCCACUUCCUUAAAUCGAAGCCACUAUCCAGCAAGCUACGUAUGAAUGUCCCUCCCACGUUUUUUCCCGACAAAAAGUCUGCGUGCAUUGUUUUCUCGAAACCCGAAAUGAGCGUCUCAACCGAUUUCGCUCCCGAUUUAUCCUCUUCUUUUUCAUUCAUCUAUGCAAAUGCUUGCUUCUGCAAACUCCUGCUCUUACCAUUUUUGUAAUAUAUUAUGUUAUAUAUUUGACUUAGUAGUGCCAACAAUGUGUUGUAAAAGGCUACCUUUGCUGCGUUUGAAUACGUAGUAGGAAAUGACUGCGCUCAUAUUGUUGCCCCUAACGGUAGGGCAGGAAAGGAACACAACCGAUAUUGGAUGCCACUGCACGGUAGGAAGUACGGUACCACUACAAGUACGUACAAGUACUCAUACUUGUACUCGUAACUGAGAAUGGCAAGAGGGAACUCUGGCUUCUCCCCCCACGCACAAAACUGAAACAAAAUUAAAAACAAGAAAACACGAAAUGUCGUCGUUGUCUGUCCUUUGUCGAAAUGGCAGCCACCGCACACUUUUUUCGUGCGGUUCGAAAGCAUUCGUAUGUCCGUACGUCAUCCGUGUCUAUGGCGGAAGCAUGCUUCCAUAUCGACUCGUUCGACUACGAGUACAAGUACUUUGACAGAAUUGCGGAUCUUUUUUUAAAAAAUAAAACCAGAUGAGUAAUUCCAUUAAAUCUACCGGUAGAUGCGACAGAUCUCUUCAUGUGCUAGUUUAGACCGCUUAUUUAGAACCAUCACCAGAAACAUCGAGUGCAUCGACCAUGGAUGAUAAUCCAAAGGCAACCGCAAUGCCAACGGCGACAACUGCGACGGCACACUCGAAAAGCAAGGACCUACCGCGAAGAAAAAAACUCCCGAGGCAGAAGCAACCAUCCUACUGGAUGCUCGCCGGCAUUCUCCAGUCGCUUACUUGGUUGUUUGUCAUUCCUUUCGUGUGCCGCAGGUAUAUCUGGGACCAAUUAUUUGGCGUCCUGAUCGAAGCGUAUCCAAGCCACGGAUUCAAUCUUUCGCAACUUUUGAUGACAGUCUCUCUCCCCCCACUCGUUUUGGUCUGCUACACGUUGCCAAUGGCCACAAUCUAUGCUGGUCAGUAUCCUUUCUUUGAAAAAUACAAGAUCCAUCAAUCCAACAUGUACCAUGAUUACUGGCCCUGGUUCCACGCCGACCCCAAUAUCCGUAAAGAGUUCUGGAAGCUAUCGCAACGGUCCGUUAGACUCUGCAUUUUCAACAUGGCUGUGAUCGUGCCUCUUCUGACGGUUUUAAAAUUAUGGUUCAUUGAUCCAUAUGUGUUAGAUGCCUUCUACUCUGAGCGCCAGAAGCUCUACCAUAAUCAUAUGUUUAGCACCAGCGACGAGCACUGGCCGUCGAAUAGCGAAAAUCUACGGGGCAUACUUGCCCUGACGCUGAUCCACGAAUUUGGUUUCUACGCUACCCACAGACUAAUGCACGCCAUCCCGUUUCUGCACAGGUACCACAAAGUCCACCAUGAAUACAAGACCAACACGGUGCUUGCGGCUCAGCAUAAUCACCCCGUGGACUACGUACUUUCAAUUGCAGGACCAGCCCUGCUGUCCUUAACACUAGUGCCUGCUUCGCACUCGGUGACCCAGUUCCAGUGGAUACUGUGGGCGCUGUGCGCCAAUAUGGACGAUCACUUGGGGUAUGCAUUUCCGUGGUCGCCAGUCCGGUGGUUUCCUUUCGCUUCUGCCACAGAGGAACACGAGUUUCAUCACUCUCAUAACAAGGGAUGCUACUCCUCGAAGCUGUCCGUGUAUGGUUCAUUGCUGGGGGACUAUGGGGCUUACCAUAGGUUCUACUAUAGCUACGAUAAUAAGCCCAGCCGUGCGAGCAACACUAUCAACAAGAACCAAUAGAUCUCGUGAGUUGGAUAUGGGGAUCCCGGGUUGGGGUAGUAGGGGGAAUUAGUAUGAUUGAGAUAGUUUAUCAAAAUUUAUUUAAUGGUAUAAUUAGUGUUAUGAUUUAAAAUCGUAACCAGUAGAGACUUGAAAUCUGUGGGACAUAGACAAAGAAACGAAUCGAGCAAAUGGAAAAAUAUUCCGAGAGAGUUUCUUCACCACAAGUUUUGAUUGAUGUUCCCUUGUACGAUGGAGUUGAAUCAACUACUACGCAGAGU
This is a messenger RNA of Pseudo-nitzschia multistriata, 3258 nucleotides long. NCBI's taxonomy places the organism in Eukaryota, Bacillariophyta, Bacillariophyceae, Bacillariales, Bacillariaceae. The record is from the annotation of a GenBank genome assembly.